This is a messenger RNA of Fusarium odoratissimum NRRL 54006, 1719 nucleotides long. RefSeq lists its product as uncharacterized. The record is from RefSeq and is a predicted model, not a curated record. The transcript has a single exon. The coding region runs from base 213 to 1298 and encodes 361 amino acids. Lineage: Eukaryota; Fungi; Ascomycota; Sordariomycetes; Hypocreales; Nectriaceae.
UGUUGAGAUCGUCGUUGUAUGAGACGUCUCACUGCAUUGAUCUAAUGAAAUUUCAGUAGUAUCUUAGAGGGAGACGUAAAAACAACGCCUUAUAAAAGGGAACAGGAGCCUUUUCUAGCUCAAUUGCUGUGACAGACUCACAAAGAUUCCUAUCAGAACCCCAACUCGCUUCACAAGACAGACUCCAUCAGCUUACCAUACUUGAACUCAACAUGACUCGAACUACUCUGCUUGACCGAGAUUGCGUUGUCACCGAUCGAGGAGGCAUUAUCGAAAACACGCACGGUGUACACAUCGCCGUAACGGAUACAGAGGGUAACAUCCUCUUCUCAGCUGGGAACCCCUCUCGUGUUACCCAUUCGCGAUCCGCAGCCAAGCCUGCCCAAGCCGUAGCUGUGAUCGAGACUGGUGCAGUUGAUAAAUUUGGAUUCGAUGAGACUGACCUUGCUCUCAUGUGUGCCUCGCACUCAAGUGAAGAUUUUCACAUCGCGCGCGCCAAGAACAUGCUGAGCAGGAUUAAAGCAGGGGAAGAUGAUCUUCGAUGUGGCGGUCAUCCUGCAGUUUCUGAAGAGGUGAACCGUGAGUGGAUAAAGACUGGGUUUGAGCCAACGGGAAUCUGCAAUAAUUGCUCCGGGAAGCAUGUUGCCAUGAUGGCCGGUGCUGAAGCGUUGGGAGCUGAUGUCAAAGACUAUCAUCUGCCGGACCAUCCUAUGCAACUUGAAGUCAAAAGAGUCGUCGACGACCUGGCACAUGAUCCGAAGCAAGUGGAAUGGGGUGUUGAUGGAUGCAAUCUUCCAGCACCAGCAUAUCCUCUGUUCUAUCUCGCACAAAAAUAUGCAACCUUCGCCGAUGCCGCGGACGCUGUCGAGGCAUCGUCACCGACGAGUCAAAGGACCCAAAAUUUCGCACGUAUAUUCAACGCCAUGACGAAGCAUCCAGAGCAAGUUGGCGGAACAGGACGUUUCUGUACAGUGCUCAUGCAGAGCUAUCAAGGGCAACUGUUUGGCAAAGUUGGUGCUGAUGCGUCUUAUGGAAUAGGCGUUCGAGAGUCUGAAGAUACUCGGCGCCUUGGGGCGAAAGGGGGACUUGGAAUAGCCGCAAAGAUCGAGGACGGUAAUCUUGAGAUCCUCUAUGCGGUUGUUCCAGAGAUUCUCGAACAGCUAGGAAUCGGUACCCCGGAGCAAAGAGGGAGACUAGAUGGUUUUCAUCAUCUUCAGCGGAGGAAUACCAUGAAUGAAGUAACAGGGCGUGUGAGGUUCAAUUUCAAAGUACGACCAUUAGGGGAUAGAGUGGACUAGAGCUCUGGGUAUCUCGGCAGGCAAUGAAGAUGUUGUGUUGGGAGGAAUUGAUAUUGAACAAGUCACAAGGUGAAUGCUGAUUGGUGGUAAAAGAAUAUCCCGGGACUAAAUUUCAAGUGCAAGGGUCAUGUUAGUCGACCAGCGUACACUGGUCUACUGCUUCAAGUAUGAUAUUUGCCUAAAGGCGAUAGUAGCAUUAGUGCCACGGAAUAAGAGCAUUUGUAACAAGCGUGUUCUUACCAGAUAUUUCUAGAGUUUGACCACUUUGUAUCUCUUUGCCUGCUGGCGCCCCUACCAAGUCUGUCUAUCAUGCACAGAAGCUUCGCUAGUUGCAAAAGCUCAAACCCCUUCAGAAUUCCCGAUCCGAAUGGCUUUAGAUCGAAACAAUAAUUCUCUACACAAGGAUCUGAGUCUCCUUCCC